AUGAAGGCUAAAGUUGAAAAGGAGUUUCAGGCUGACGUUAAGUCAUUUUCUCAGAUGGUGCCAUGCACAUCAAGGUAUCCCAUGGAGAAACAAUUUCAAGAAGUGUACACAAUCUCAAAAUUCAAGGAGUUUCAGGAUGAGUUCACAGGGAAGAUGUAUUGUGAGGUUGUGUCUAUCGAAGAGGGAUCGCUGGGUACGAAACAUAUUGUCACAAUAUUGAUUCGAAGUGGUAUUAGAUCACUUCUUGACAAGUAUAUCUUAAGGCGAUGGAGGAAAGAUGUCAGUAGAUCCUACACGAGAGUGAAGAUCAAUUACAACAGUUGGAUUAGUACGCCUAGCCAGUUAAGAUAUGAUAAGUUGUGCAGUGUGUUUGCGAAGGUAGCAGACUUGGUUGCGGAUGAUGAAGAUUGUACCAAGGCAACUAUGGAGUGGAUGAAAUCUCAAUUGACUGCAUUGAGCAUAUCUAAUGCGAAGCCAAGUUGUGGUAGCAAUACACAUGUUGAAGACAAUGUGCAAGAACAAGUUCCUGAUCCUGGACAGGCCACUAUAGCUUCAAGCGGGCAAAUUUUUUAUCCAAAAUGCUUGCAGACAAAGGGAGCCCCUAGGAAAAUUUGUAAGAAGGGCCUAUUGGAAAUGAGUUCCAAGAAAGAAAGGAAGGGCCCAAUGGAAACAAGUUCCAAGAAAGCGAAGGUGGGAUCCUCAAAAGUAAACCAAGGCAAUGCUCCCAUGCAAAACAUUGUUGAAGACGGUCAAGCAUUCAGUGAAGGUGAUGGAUAUGGAAGUACAUGGAUGGCCAGCAUCCAAGAUGGUUUCAACCACCAAUGA
Messenger RNA from Diospyros lotus (date-plum), 825 nucleotides. RefSeq lists its product as uncharacterized. Bases 1 to 825 code for a protein of 274 amino acids. The record is from RefSeq and is a predicted model, not a curated record. Gene Ontology annotation, biological process: regulation of DNA-templated transcription. The transcript is spliced from 4 exons. NCBI's taxonomy places the organism in Eukaryota, Viridiplantae, Streptophyta, Magnoliopsida, Ericales, Ebenaceae.